AUGGAGGCCUGCUGUAGCGUAGCCAGGAUAGUGAGCUUUGCACAUUUGGGCCUGAGAAUUUUGCCCAAGUUGCUGGCUCUUUCUCCCGAUUCACUGGGGAAAUUCAGAAAGGUCUCACCACCGAUGGAAACUGAAACUGUGGUGAGAAAAUUGCCGGAGCUGCCGCAGGAUGUAUUGAUGGAAAUAUUUUCACUCCUCGAGAUACCUGACCUCAUGCGUGCGGCCUCUGUCAGCACCUCCUGGCGCUCUGCGUAUACCAGCCUAUGCAACGACCUUGAGCUGUACAAACGGCCUCAGACGCCUUGCCUCCUCUACACCUCUGAAUCUGCUGGUGAGAACGUCGCUUGUCUCUACAGCCUCGCGGAGAAGAGGGUCUACAAUUUAACUCUCCCGGAUCCACCCAUCCGCAGUAGGUAUCUGAUUGGGUCCUCGCAUGGUUGGCUAGUUACCGCAGAUGACAAGUCUGAGCUCCACCUUAUCAAUCCGAUCACUGGUCAACAGAUUGCUCUCCCGCCGGUGAUCACCAUCGAUUAUGUAGAGCCAAUCUUUGACGAUGCAGGUACAAUUGUUAAGUAUGGAUUGCCCGAGCAAGUGUACUGUGCGGACUCAGGCUCCAAACUCGUUGAUCCCAAAAUGUUAACCUAUGCUCCCGACGAGCUUCGUGACCACCUCUAUGUCAGGGCAUUUAUCUUUCCGGAUCCGUCGGCAGGAAGCUACAUUGUGGUUCUCAUCCACGGUCCAGAAGGUGAGCUUUCGUUUGCAAGGAUAGGAGAUUGUAAGUGGACCUUGCUGCCCCCUGGUUGGGACUAUAAACAAUGCAUCUACAUGCAUGAUCUAUUGUAUGCAUUCACGGGAACUGGAAGAAUUGAUACUUUUGAUCUCACUGGCCCUACCGUCACGAGGAACAUAACUAUAGAUGAGAUUGACAAUUACAUUAGCUGGGACAUGUGGUAUGUUGUUCAGGCACCGUGUGACGGCCUGCUUCAAGUCCGCAGAAAGAUUGAACUAAUAGAUGCGGCUUCUGAGGACCUCAUAGCUAUUAAAACUAGAAAAAUCUUGUUAUACAAAGUUGAUAUGGCAGCAGAAGAGCUUGUGGAAAUAAAUGGCUUGCAACAUCACGUGUUGUUUCUUGGGCGUAAUCAGGCACAGUACCUUAAUGCUGAAGAAUAUCCGCAACUGAAGGAAAAUUGUGUCUAUUUCGCAGAUGAUGAGCAACAUAAUCGGAGGUAUAAGCCGAAUCCCCGGGACAUAGGUGUUCUCAACUUGGAUGAUGACAGUACGGAAGAAAUUGUAUUCCAGCUUUGGUGCAGCUGGCCCAGUCCCAUAUGGAUAACACCCAGUCUUACAGUGAUGAACUUGUCAUUGUACGAAUAG
Messenger RNA from Triticum turgidum subsp. durum (durum wheat), 1374 nucleotides. Lineage: Eukaryota; Viridiplantae; Streptophyta; Magnoliopsida; Poales; Poaceae. The record is from the annotation of a GenBank genome assembly.